Messenger RNA from Xyrichtys novacula (pearly razorfish), 2224 nucleotides. NCBI's taxonomy places the organism in Eukaryota, Metazoa, Chordata, Actinopteri, Labriformes, Labridae. The record is from the annotation of a GenBank genome assembly.
AUGGAAAACAUGUCCGAGGAAACCCACGGCGAAAUGACGGAUCCACAGCACGUCCACCUAAGGUAAGGAGAAAAAAAACGGUUCAAGGGGUCCCUGUGUGAAGGUGUUUCUAUAAAACCGCGCCUCAACCUUUUUCUUUCUGCUCCUUUUCAUUCACAUGAAAAUUUUUCCUUGUUUGUAUUGAAUGUGUCAUAUACUAACAGACUGAAAUAAAGUAUGUACACAGCGCCCUAACUUUAUUGAAAUGAAGUCAUGUGUUUGGAGGUUAAGGCUCUGUUUGUGUAGAUACCAACAGUUUGGGUCGGGUCAGAACUGCUGACAUUCAUACAGCUCAUUCAGACGACUCAGAGAAUGAGAGUAUUUGGAAUUUUCCAAUAUUUAUCAUGUCUCAGAUUUGUGCACAUCAGUUUGUGAAUGACAGAUAUUGUAUAGAAAGACUUAGCUUUCAGACCCUUUACAACAAGAUCUUCAGUGCUUCUCAUCUUUUUCUUUUAGCUUCCCAUCUGAAAGCUCUGUGGAGGAAAUGGCUCAAGACAGACCAGAUCAAGAUGAGACAGAGAAAACGGAGAUUGAUAACAGCAUCAUACAGAGACUUCAAGACAGACCAGAUCAAGAUGAGACAGAGAAAACGGAGAUUGAUAACCGCAUCAUACAGAGACUUCAAUCUGGCUGGAUAGGCACUCUUCAUGUCGUUUUCCUGGUGCUGCUUUUAGUCCUAAUCACUGUCAUUGUUGGCCUGAGCAUCAAUGUUAAGCAGUUACAGAAAGAAAGGAGUCAGCUGAGACAGCUUCUAGAAUCAACACACAUGGGACUGAACCACACCAUGGAAGUAAAUCAAAAAGUGAGCCAGAGUCUGAACUUCACCGUGGAAGAAAAUCAAAAACUGAGGCUGAGUCUGAACUACACCAUGGAAGAGAAUCUGAACCUGAGCCUGAGUCUGAACAACACCAUGGAAGAAAAUCAGAAAUUGAGCAGAAGACUAAACUACACCAUGGAAGAAAAUCAGAAAUUGAGCCUGAGUCUGAACUACACCAUGGAAGAUAAUCUGAACCUGAGCCUGAGUCUGAACAACACCAUGGAAGAAAAUCAGAAAUUGAGCAGAAGACUAAACUACACCAUGGAAGAUAAUCAGAAAUUGAGCCUGAGUCUGAACUACACCAUGGAAGAUAAUCUGAAACUGAGCCGAAGACUCAACCACACCAAGGAAGAAAAUCAAAAACUGAGCCUGAGUCUGAGCUACUCUAUGGAAGAAAAUCAGAGACUGAGCCGAAGACUAAACCACACCAUGGAAGUAAAUCAAAAAGUGAGCCAGAGUCUGAACUUCACCGUGGAAGAAAAUCAAAAACUGAGGCUGAGUCUGAUCUACACCAUGGAGGAGAAUCUGAACCUGAGCCUGAGUCUGAACAACACCAUGGAAGAAAAUCAAAAACUGAGCCUGAGUCUGAGCUACUCCAUGGAAGAAAAUCAGAGACUGAGCCGAAGACUAAACCACACCAUGGCAGAAAAGUCACAGCUUCAAGUGCAGAUUGAGGAGAUGAAAAUCAUAUUGAAUUCUACUAUGGAAAACCGUGACUCUUUCAGAAAAGACAAAAUCAAAUAUCAACAGCUUUUGAUCAAUGAAAGGCAGACCUCAACUCAACUAAAAGCUGAAAAUCAACGUCAACAAUCAAUUCUGAUGUCGGAGAAACUAUCUUUCCUCUGGAGAUUCUGUGAUAAAGGCACCCUGCAAUGUUCACGCUGCCUUCCUGGUUGGGCCGAGCACGCCACACGCUGCUUCCAUUUGGCAUCACAACCAAUGAAGUGGGAAGAUGCUCGUAGGGAGUGUUUGAAUGAAGGUGCUGACCUGGCUGUUGUCUUGAAUGCUGCAGACCAGGCAUUUCUGACCAACAUGACUUUCCAGUUUACACAGCAGCAUCCAAAUGUACUGUUCCAUUCAGCAUGGAUCGGGUUGCAGGACAUGGUGCAGGAUAACAGAUUUGUGUGGGUAAAUGGUAUCAAGUCCAAGUCAGAUUUGAAGUUCUGGAUGCCUGGAGAGCCAAACAAUGCUGCGGCUCAAUGGGACAAAGACCGUGCAGGACAGGACUGUGUUGUCAUUGUCCCUCCAAAGACUGUUGGACAGAAAGGCUGGCUGAACUCCUGGGAUGAUAUUGUCUGUCGAGGCCAGCGGCACUACAUUUGUGAAACCAAAGCUCUUAUUUUGUCUGGAGUGAAAACUGAGGAAUGA